AUGCGCUCCGCCGUGGUCCUGGCGCUUCUGCUGUGCGCCGGGCAAGUCCUUGCCCUCCCUGUGAACAGCCCCAUGACAAAGGGGGACACUAAGGUGAUGAAGUGUGUCGUGGAGGUCAUCUCUGACUCGCUGUCCAAACCCAGCCCCAUGCCUGUCAGCCCCGAGUGUCUGGAGACCCUCCAAGGAGAUGAGAGGGUCCUCUCCAUCCUGAGACACCAGAAUUUGCUGAAGGAACUCCAAGACCUGGCUCUCCAAGGUGCCAAGGAGCGGGCCCAGCAGCAGCCAAAGCAGCAAGAGCAGCAGCAGCCACACAGCAGCUUCGAGGAUGAGCUCUCAGAAGUGUUUGAGAGCCAGAGCCCUGAGGCCAAGCAAGGAGACGCCACAGCAGAAACUCCCCCUAAGGAAGUUGUGGAGAAGAGAGAGGAUUCUGACGAGGUGCAACAGGGUGGCUCUGAGGGAACCACUGAGGGACCCAGGCCUCAGGCCAUUCCAGAGCCUGGGCAGAAGUCCUCUGUGAUGGGGAACAGUCAUGCCCCUGGGGAGGAUGCAGCCAUCAAUACCCAGAUGCCGGCCAGCCUCCCCAACCAGGAUGAUGUGGACUCACAGGCCACAGGGGACAGCGAGAGAGGCCUGGGCACCCAGCAGCAAGCUGGAAAAGCCAAGCAAGAGGAAGAAGAGGAGGUUAGAGAGAAGGCUGAACCUGAAGAAAUCCCCACUGCAGAAUCCAGCUCCCAACCAGAAUACGAGGCAAUCCAGAAAGAUGAGGGUCAGUCCGAGUCUCAUGCAGUGGAUGGAGGUGGGAAAACCCGGGCUUCUGAAGCUCUGUCACCCAAGGGGGAGCUGGAGCUCUCUCAGAAAGAGGAAGACAGGGAAGACGUGAUGGCAGGCCCACCCCAAGGUCUCUUCCCAGGUGGGAAGAGCCAGGAGCUGGAGCAUCAGCAGGAGGAAGAGGAGCGGCUGUCCAGAGAAUGGGAGGACAAGCGUUGGAGCAGGAUGGACCAGUUGGCCAAGGAGCUGACAGCAGAGAAACGGCUGCAGGGGGAGGACGACCCCGACCGCUCCAUGAAGCUCUCCUUCCGGGCCCGGGCCUACGGCUUCAGGGACCCCAGGCCUCAGCUACGCCGGGGCUGGAGGCCAUCUUCCAGAGAAGAGAGUGUGGAGACCCGAGGCGACUUUGAGGAAAAGAAGGAGGAGGAAGGCAGCGCCAACCGCAGAGCAGAGGACCAGGAGCUAGAGAGCCUGUCAGCCAUCGAGGCAGAGCUGGAGAAGGUGGCUCACCAGUUGCAGGCAUUGCGGCGGGGCUGA
Messenger RNA from Cricetulus griseus (Chinese hamster), 1305 nucleotides. The record is from RefSeq and is a predicted model, not a curated record. Lineage: Eukaryota; Metazoa; Chordata; Mammalia; Rodentia; Cricetidae.